This is a messenger RNA of Staurois parvus, 436 nucleotides long. The record is from the annotation of a GenBank genome assembly. Lineage: Eukaryota; Metazoa; Chordata; Amphibia; Anura; Ranidae.
AGAGCCAAAGAUGUCGGCUCGAUCAUGUGAUCAGCUAGGGGACAUGUACACUGAUCAUCAGGGCACUGAUGAUCAGUGUGCCCUGAUGAUCUGUGUAGCCCCAGCAGUGCCACCUGUCAGUAUCAAUCAGUGCCAGCUGUCAGGGCUCAUCCAUGCCACCUGCCAGUGCCACAUCAAUGCCACAUUUCAGUGCCCAUCUGAGCUGCCUUUCAGUGUCACCCAUCUGUGCCUGUCAGUGCCACCUAUCAAUGCCAGUAAGUGGUGCCAGUCAGUGCUGCCUAUCAGUGUGCAUCAGUGCCCGUAAGUGCUGCCUACCAGUGCCGCCUAUCAGUGCCAGUCAGUGCCGCCUAUCAGUGCCAGUCAGUGCCCCCUAUCAGUACCAUAUGAGUGCUGCCUUUCAGUGCCCAUCAGUGAUGCCUGUCAAUGCUCAUCAGUG